UUGCAAGGGAACACGUCUCCUCGCACAGUCCGUAGAGUGUUACGUGCUUGUCACUUAGCGCCUCGAAAAGUGAACGUGUUAGGGGUUGUUUCGUAAUGUUGAAGUGGACAGUGCUGAGUCAAAGACCCGGUCAUAUGGAAACUCCUAAACGUGUGCCGAAAAGACGGAGGAGUUUAACAUCCAGUAACAAAGAAUAUCUAAUAACUUCAACGCCAGUCCAGAAAAUGUUGCCAUUGGAUAAGUCUGUCUUAGAAAUAACGGCAGAUGAAAAUACUCAACAGAUGAUCAUCAGUCAAAAGGCGCCUGAAGUUUAUGCAUCGACACUUCCGAAAUAUUCAGAGGAUUACUCGCCUAGCCCCAAAAUUAAUUCGGGUCAAAUGUUAGCUAUGCGAGGAUUACUACCUGACGUGUACUUGGAAAACCCACGAUAUUUAUCCAAGGACUUUCGACCUACGGACGAACAAGUUACAACAAAGGACAAAUCGACUUUCAACUCCUCCAAGAUGGGCGAUCAUACCCUGGAUAAACUGAUCGACGCAAUCUUAGAAAGUGGAAAGAAAAGCAUUAAAAGAAGUACAAGACGAACAAUGAAUCUAAGAAGAAGAACGUUGUUGAAAACCACAUCAAAUUCUGAAGUCUUGUCCCCUUCCUAUACAGCUGCCGAUGAUCCUGCUAGUGAUUUAAGUUUUAGCGAAGAGGUUAGCCACAAACGGAAACUAUCCAGCCCUUUCAAUUGUGGCGGCUCUGGGAAAAAAAGGAUAACCAGGGCGAGUAGCCCCCGAGUUUGUAAACAGAAUAGUUACAGUGAUUCAAAUUAUUUUGAAGUAGGGCUGGCAAUGCCUUCUAUUUAUGUUUAG
Messenger RNA from Hermetia illucens (black soldier fly), 857 nucleotides. RefSeq lists its product as uncharacterized. Lineage: Eukaryota; Metazoa; Arthropoda; Insecta; Diptera; Stratiomyidae. The transcript has a single exon. The record is from RefSeq and is a predicted model, not a curated record. Bases 96 to 857 code for a protein of 253 amino acids.